Drosophila miranda is the source of this 1425-nucleotide messenger RNA. Its product is annotated as transcription factor Ouib-like. Gene Ontology annotation, molecular function: zinc ion binding; RNA polymerase II cis-regulatory region sequence-specific DNA binding; DNA-binding transcription factor activity, RNA polymerase II-specific. Lineage: Eukaryota; Metazoa; Arthropoda; Insecta; Diptera; Drosophilidae. The transcript has 4 exons. Gene Ontology annotation, cellular component: nucleus. The coding region runs from base 204 to 1253 and encodes 349 amino acids. Gene Ontology annotation, biological process: regulation of transcription by RNA polymerase II. The record is from RefSeq and is a predicted model, not a curated record.
UAGCAUCACAUAUAUACAAGCCAUGAGCAAAUGAUUGUGUAGUUAUCCUUUUUUCCCUAUUUAAUUAUGGCGCCCGCGCUUGCCAGUCACCAUGCCACGCGGUCAAUGCAACAGGCAUUCACAUAAAAUGGGCAUAUUUACAAAUCUUAAAAACACAAAUUGAAUACAACUUUAUUGCUUGGAGGGUAAAUUGGGCGCCCAAAAUGUCGCUGCGGUGUCGAACCUGCGGCGAGACAGUGUACAGCCUAAAUGCAACAAAUCUGUUUGAAGGGGACAACGAUAUUGUGAGGAAGAUAUCGUUUCUGACUGGCAUCUGGAUCACUGACCAGCUGGAUAUGCCCAGGAAUAUAUGCCAGAUCUGCCAAAUGGAUCUGAACACCGCCAUGCUGUUCCGCGAGCGAUGCAUCAGGACUCACAAUGUGCUGACGCUGGGCAGAAGCGAGGUGGCUCCGUCGGAUGAUGUUGACCUGAAAAGGGAUCUAGACGAUCCCCUGGGGAAUGAUAUAAAACGUGAAGAGGAAGAUCAACUUUCAGAUGCCAAGCCCGUGGUUGGAAUAACAAUCGAAGCUACGACCAGAUCUCAAGACAAGGAAAUUCCCAGUAAACAUUCCUCUCGACACAAUUCUUGCGACAGCCCCUCGGUGGACACAGCGCAUUCCCCAGUUGCAGCACCAGUUCCGUCAAUUGAGGUAAUUGCGGAGCCCCCCGCCGCCAUGGAGGCCGAGAGAAAGAGAAGAAAGCGCCAGAAUCGAGUUAAUCAAAACUAUAUUUGCGAUCAAUGCGGCAAGCACUUUAACGACAAGGGAAAUCUGAAUCUGCAUUUGGUGCGCCACACGGGUGUAAGGAAGUUUCAGUGCCCGGAGUGCAGCCACAAGGGGUACAGCCAGUUUCUGUUGAAGAUGCACAUCCGCGUGAAGCACAGAAGAGAGGCGCCGUACGCCUGCAAGUACUGUGAUGAACGCUUUGUGUGCAGCAAUAAACGCUAUCGCCAUCAGAGGACUCACGAGGGGCUCAAGACAGAAAGGACUGAUAAGCCGUAUGCAUGCAACUUUUGCAAUCAUAGGUGCAACAGCAUGAGCAACUUGAGGAAGCACGAAGUCGUGCACUCUGGCGAUCGUCCAUUUCGCUGCGAGAUCUGCGAUGUGGCCUUCUAUCGAAUGUCCAACCUAAGAACUCAUUUUCGUUCGAAAACGCAUAAAAAGAAGACUGAAGAGAGAACAAAUACCGAGCCCGAAAUAUUGGAUACCAACUGAAAUGUUUCACUAAAACUAAUUACGUUAAACUGCGAUCGAUUGCAGCUUUAAGUUCUGUUCAAGCGGAGCAGGAGUAAUGGACAUUUUAUCCAUGCAGUUUAAGCUGUAACCUCAUGCUAUAGUAAAAAUCACGAGCAUGUGGAAUGUCGCAAACAAAAUUUGCUUACAUUAA